Molecule: messenger RNA, 504 nt
Organism: Papilio machaon (common yellow swallowtail)
Lineage: Eukaryota; Metazoa; Arthropoda; Insecta; Lepidoptera; Papilionidae
Product: caldesmon-like
Exons: 2
Coding region: 1-504 (167 amino acids)
Source: RefSeq, a predicted model, not a curated record
AUGUUUUCAGAGACCGACCGUACUAGCAGUUACUCUAAGGCCACGAGCACACAGUCUAAAGCGAAGCGAAGCAAAGCGGAGCAAAGCGGAGAAAAGCGGAGCAAAGCGGAGCAAAGCGGAGCAAAGCGGAGCAAAGCGGAGCAAAGCGGAGCAAAGCGGAGCAAAGCGGAGCAAAGCGGAGCAAAGCGGAGCAAAGCGGAGCAAAGCGGAGCAAAGCGGAGCAAAGCGGAGCAAAGCGGAGCAAAGCGGAGCAAAGCGGAGCAAAGCGGAGCAAAGCGGAGCAAAGCGGAGCAAAGCGGAGCAAAGCGGAGAAAAGCGGAGCAAAGCGGAGCAAAGCGUAGCAAAGCGGAGAAAAGCGGAGCAAAGCGGAGAAAAGCGGAGCAAAGCGGAGCAAAGCGGAGAAAAGCGGAGCAAAGCGGAACAAAGCGGAGCAAAGCGGAGAAAAGCGGAGCAAAGCGAAGCAAAGCUAAGCGUAACGCAAAAGACACAAAAACCAAAGCAUAA